CGGAAGGCCGGAUGAUCGAGGCGGUCCGUAGAUCGGUACGGAUAUUCACAUUGAUCUGACGCCAUUGAGGAUACAUAGUGAGACCGGGAUUGAGGGCGCUUCUGCAGCACGCUCUGCUCGCUAACAGUUGCAUAUAUGUAAUCUGUAUGCAAUCAUACCCCGACGUUAGGUGGUGGCGGUGAGAGCGGCGAGCGACAACGCUGCUGCUUCUUUCUGCUGCUGAGUCCGGGGUUGAAGCUUCGGCUAUGUUCGAGAAGCUGUCCGUCUCGAUCCUGGGCGACGCUCCCGCUGACGCGCCCUACCGCAUGUGGAAAGGUUUGCGUGCAGAAGGUUGGGACGCAGGACCGUUGUGGUCCAUUCAGUGUUUCAGUUGGGAGCCUCCUCUGUGGAAAAAGAGAUUGAUUCGGAGGCGAGAAGGACGCUGCAUGAUGCGCGCCUGCAGUCAAUCGAAGCUCCGUGGAAAUCUCGUGGAAGCUGCAAGGGGCAGAAAAGUCGGAAAAGAAGAAAAGAAAAAAAAAACUAAGGCGGUGCUGGAACUGGCCGAGCGCGCGCACAGACAGGGCAAGUUGACGUCUUUCCUCGAUUUGGAAUCGGGGCUUCUCGCGAUCCAACAAUUCAGACGGACUGCUCCCGUUUUGGGAAUUUGCUCGCUUUUGAUUUUCACUUUUUGGGCGUUUUCGUCGCUUGUUUGGGGGAUCGCCCAAAAUUCCCUUCUUGGCGCGGCAAGGCACCACUGUCAACCAUCUGGCCGUGAUUGACGGCGAUGCAAGGUCUGUGCGUCGCGUCGUGGGGCGCGCGGCCUGAUGGAAAGCUCCUUCCACCCCAUCCCAGUGCAGGCUAGCUCAGCGGGGCCGGCGCCACCCGGCCCAUAUCCUGUUAGUUACUGUGUGGAAUGCACUGUAGCCAGCCUGUUGUUUCCGCUCUGGA
Chaetomium fimeti is the source of this 927-nucleotide messenger RNA. RefSeq lists its product as uncharacterized. Bases 246 to 758 code for a protein of 170 amino acids. Lineage: Eukaryota; Fungi; Ascomycota; Sordariomycetes; Sordariales; Chaetomiaceae. The transcript has a single exon. The record is from RefSeq and is a predicted model, not a curated record.